AUGCAAGGUACGUACUAUCCUGACUUAGUUAGGGUAUUCUACUCUAGAUUCAAAUUUAGAGAUCAAAUUGCUACAUCUCGUGUAAAAGGGGUUACAAUAAUUCUUGACGAUGAUAUUUGGGAGAAUGUUGCUCACUUUCCAAUUAGAGAAGAUGCUAUUAACGUAUAUGGUGAGCUAGAUGACUUUGACAGGUUCCUAGCUUAUCGCUCUUUUUUGCGGAAUCCCUCCAUGGAGAUUGGACGUAUCCUUCAUGCUGGACCUUUAAAGAAGGAAGAACACAUGAUUCUACAUUUACUUGUAUGGAUCUUAUGUCCCCGGGCUACGAAUCAUGCCCAAUGCUCUUCCAUUGAUCUUCGUAUUAUUCAUGCCAUAAUGAAUAAUGAACCUUUAGAUUGGGGCGUUCUUGUCACAAUGACCAUGUUAAAAGCAAAAUGUCAUCCCACAUUCAAAAUUCCAUAUGCUUUACUUGUCUCUCGUAUUCUUGAAUAUAAAGGAGUGAAUGUUGAAGGUGAACAAGCAGUUAGAACAAAUAACUUGAACCGCAUGCUGGACAACACAUUAAUUCAACUCCAAAUGGUGCAUGUCAAUGAUAUUUAUGUUCACAAAGAUGACGUUCCUAAUCAAGGUGAUGCUAAUGAAGACUCUGAUGAAGAUAUGCCUCCAGCAGCUGAGUUUCCCUUUGAUCAAAUCCGAAGUGUUGGAACUUCCUCUACUCAUCAUGAAACUUGA
This is a messenger RNA of Sphenostylis stenocarpa, 729 nucleotides long. NCBI's taxonomy places the organism in Eukaryota, Viridiplantae, Streptophyta, Magnoliopsida, Fabales, Fabaceae. The record is from the annotation of a GenBank genome assembly.